Molecule: messenger RNA, 597 nt
Organism: Auxenochlorella protothecoides
Lineage: Eukaryota; Viridiplantae; Chlorophyta; Trebouxiophyceae; Chlorellales; Chlorellaceae
Product: E3 ubiquitin-protein ligase
Exons: 3
Coding region: 1-597 (198 amino acids)
Biological process (GO): ubiquitin-dependent protein catabolic process
Cellular component (GO): endoplasmic reticulum
Molecular function (GO): ubiquitin protein ligase activity; metal ion binding; ubiquitin-like protein conjugating enzyme binding
Source: RefSeq, a predicted model, not a curated record
AUGCAGGAAGCAUCUGUGGCAGCAGAUGAUAGCCUGCGGCCCGGCCCCGUGCCUGCGGAGGAGCCCGGAUCACCCGAUGGCGUGAGGGCGGUGGCGUCAGACAAGGCCGAGGAUGUCCCCGACGACAAGGAUUUUUUCAGCUGCAACAUUUGCUACGAGACGGCCGUGAACCCCGUGGUGACUCUGUGUGGCCACCUCUACUGCUGGCCGUGCCUGUACCGCUGGCUCCAGGUGCAGCGCCACUCCCACACCUGCCCCGUCUGCAAGGCAGGCGUGGACGAAAGCAAGGUGGUGCCCAUCUACGGCCGCGGCCGGGAGGGUGUGGACCCCCGCACCCAGACCCAGCCCCGCGAGCCUACCAAGGCCAUCCCCUCCAGACCCCUGGGCCAGCGCACACCCCCCGUGGUCCGUGCCGCGGCUGCCGAGGCCCAGCAGGCGCAGCACGGCAUGGGUCUCAUGCCCGCGCUCUUCGGCCUGCAGCCCGGGGCCGGGGGGGGCAGCGAGCCCCUGACCCAGGAGCAGCAGCACCAGGCCUUCCUGUCCCGCCUGCUCCUCAUGCUGGGCUCCUUUGUGAUCAUGUGCCUCCUUCUCUUUUGA